Vigna radiata var. radiata (mung bean) is the source of this 1682-nucleotide messenger RNA. RefSeq names its product serine/threonine-protein kinase rio1-like. Lineage: Eukaryota; Viridiplantae; Streptophyta; Magnoliopsida; Fabales; Fabaceae. The record is from RefSeq and is a predicted model, not a curated record. Gene Ontology annotation, molecular function: protein serine/threonine kinase activity; ATP binding. The transcript is spliced from 12 exons. Bases 40 to 1680 code for a protein of 546 amino acids.
GGAAGCCGUUUGCUUGGUUAGCACGUCACAGACUCACUAAUGGAAAACGACGUCCAAAAGAAGAUCACUAAUCACACAGAACAACAACAAUAUCUACAAGAUGAAAUUGAAGAAGAAGAUGAAGAGGUUUCGAGUUAUUCGGAUUCUGAAAUCGGUCAUGCGUUAGACUUGGUGGAUUCGAAGAAUGAGGAUGUAGGCCACUCAUUUUCCCUCAAUUCGCGGCGCCCCAAUUCUCACGGUGGCCACCACCACUAUUCCUCAACUCUUCAACCUCGUACCAAUCGCAACCAAAAGUACUACAACCGCAUUCGAGCCUCACCCUUGGAGGAGUGGGAAGGGACGAUGAAUGUUGGCAUGUCUAACUAUGUGAUCACAGCAAUUCGUGGAAGUGUUAGAGAAAGUGCCAUUGGGAAGACUAAAACUAAAGAUAAAGCAGACCGAGCAACUGUUGAAAAGGCAAUUGAUCCAGACACAUGUAAGAUUUUAUCGAAGAUGUUUAAGAAUGUCUUUGAUGCUAUCAAUGGAUGCAUUUCAACCGGAAAGGAAGCAAAUGUUUAUCAUGCAACUAAAUCUCCUGGUGAAGAAUUUGCAAUAAAAAUAUACAGAACAUCUGUCUUGGAAUUUAAGGAUAGAGGUAGUAGAUAUAUGCAAGGAGACUACCGGUCUAGUCAUGGAUAUGGCAAGCAUAAUCACAGGGAGAUGGUACAAAAAUGGGCAGAGAAAGAAAUGAGGAAUCUUAUGAGGCUUAAGGCAGCAGGAAUUAGGUGUCCUACUGCAUAUCUUCUGCGACUACAUGUUCUGGUUAUGGAGUUUAUAGGAAAAUCUGGUUGGGCUGCCCCUCGUCUUAAAGAUGCUGCUUUAUCUUCAGACAAGUUGCGGGAAGGCUAUGUUGAGAUUAUUAUUGUAAUGCGGACAUUAUAUCAGAAAUGCAAAUUGGUGCAUGGAGACCUGAGUGAAUAUAAUAUACUAUAUUAUGAGGGUCACUUGUAUAUUAUUGAUGUUUCUCAAGCCGUCGAACGUGGACAUCCCCAUGCCCUAGAUUUUCUGCGUGAAGAUUGUGUUCAUGUAUCUGAUUUCUUUAAAAAGCAUGGUGUAGCGGUCAUGAGGAUAAGAGAACUGUUUGAUUUUAUUGUUGACGUAACAAUAGCUGAUGAUGCUGUGGAUAGUUACUUGGAAGAGAUGCAACGAAAAAUCUUGGCAAGAGGAGAUGCAUCUGUAGAGGAUGAGAUUGCAGACUCUGUAUUUGUGCAGUCUUUCAUUCCAAAGACACUUGAUGAUGUUCAGAAUGCUGAGGAGGAUGUACAACAGAUAACAAGUUUGAAGGACACUAAAAAUUUAUACUACCUGCCCAUUACUGGGCUUAAACAUGUUCUGCCACUAGCUCGGUCUUCACAGCAAAAGACCCAACAGCAGAAAUCAAGUGCCACAAAAGAUUCACCUUUCAUUUCUGACGAUGAAUCUAACAAGUUGGAGGAUGAUGAUAAGGUUCAAUCUGAUGAGGACCAAGAUGGCAAGAGUGAAGCAGUGGAUCCUGCAGAUAAAAAAGCUGCUAGAAAAGAGGCUAGGAAAGAUAAUAAGAGGAAGGUGAAAGAGGAGAAAAGAGAAGCACGUAAAACUAAGGUUCCUAAGGCUGUUCAGAAAAGAAAGAAAAAGUUGGCUAAAUCACGCAAGACCAGGUAGAU